This is a messenger RNA of Topomyia yanbarensis, 505 nucleotides long. RefSeq lists its product as uncharacterized. Bases 104 to 409 code for a protein of 101 amino acids. The transcript is spliced from 3 exons. The record is from RefSeq and is a predicted model, not a curated record. Lineage: Eukaryota; Metazoa; Arthropoda; Insecta; Diptera; Culicidae.
UUUCACGAAUAUACAGAAGAAUAUUAACUAAUCAAUCAGUUUCUGUUUUCGUUCUGUGUACUGUUCUAGAUCAAUUGAAGGGCUUGAGACAAGUUGUUAGAAAAUGUCUAAAUUAUUGUUCAUAGUAUUACUAGCUGUUCUUAAUAAUUACAGUGUGUGCGAUCCAAUUAACAAAGAGCAUUCUUCGCUACGCUAUGAACGAAUCAAGCGCCAAUUCACGGCCAAUGUAGGCGCAACGCACUUGCAGGGCGAGGGAACGGAUUUUACGGCCGAGGCAAUAGCUCGAUUAUGGCGGAGCCAGAGCGGAGCAACAGAGAUACAAGGUUCGGCCAGUUACAAUCAACAUUUUGGAGCAUACGACGGAAAUGGGCGCGACUACCGACUUAAAUUGAAAAUAGUGUUCACCUAAAGGGAAGUUCUUUGAACUAGAAAUAACACGAAUUUGUUGUACUAACCCGCAAUCUAUUUACAGGACAAUAUAGCUAGCUCCGAGUGUAGCAUUAGA